AUGUCUUGUUGUGUACCAAACUGUCCUUUUCGUGAUAAAUAUUUAAAAAAUAUUAGUUUCUGUGUCCCACAAGACCUUAAUGCACGGUCCACAUGGGAGAGAGUCUUAGGAAUUAAUUUCGAUAAUAAUUCUCGAGUUUGUCGCCAACACUUCAGUGACAUUGAUAUUAUAGAAACAUGUGUUCCUGGAGUAGAGAAUGAUAAAUAUCCUAUGUGCUUGAAUAAACCUAUGCUUCGUGAUGAAGCCAUUCCUAUACAGGUUAGAGAAAUGGAUCGUUACAAUGAUGGAUCAAUAAUUUUAAAUGACAAAACUAAUAUUUCAAACAAUAUUGGUACUAGCUGUCGUGGAGAUGUACAUGAUUUACUAUCUUCUAUAAACGGUGAUCAUUGUUACACUACAAUACAGAUACAGGAACACAAAGUAGCUGAAGUAAAUCAAGUUUUUGGUGCUGGUACAAUGAAUGGUCUAAAAAGAGAUGCAGCAUUAUUCAAUGUUGAAUUAACAUCCUCAAUAUCUAAAAGAAUAAAGCCGUCAAAAACAUGGUGGUAG
Macrosiphum euphorbiae (potato aphid) is the source of this 549-nucleotide messenger RNA. The record is from the annotation of a GenBank genome assembly. Lineage: Eukaryota; Metazoa; Arthropoda; Insecta; Hemiptera; Aphididae.